Neltuma alba is the source of this 943-nucleotide messenger RNA. Its product is annotated as proline-rich receptor-like protein kinase PERK9. The coding region runs from base 117 to 599 and encodes 160 amino acids. The transcript has 2 exons. The record is from RefSeq and is a predicted model, not a curated record. NCBI's taxonomy places the organism in Eukaryota, Viridiplantae, Streptophyta, Magnoliopsida, Fabales, Fabaceae.
UGGAAUCAAAGACGACGGUAAGUGAACGCCAUUAUGGUGAAUCCGUCAAAAUAACAGACAAAGGAUUUGUGUUCCUCAGCGAGAGAGCAGAAGCAGAGCCACUGUCAGCCGCAUCCAUGGAGCUGCUCAGCCUCACCGCUGCUUUACCGUCUACUUCAGCCCCUGCUCCGUCGCUUUUUCCUCCUUCUUCAUCUCUCUUUUCUACAUCGUAUUCUUCUCCCAAAUCCUCCUUCUUGAUUCUCCCUCGUCGACCUUUUAUCUGUUCGUCUUUCUCAUUCGUUCCUUCUCGGCGCCCCCUUCCCGCAACACUUGUACUCCCUUCCCGUCGGUUAGAGAGGCAUAUCGUUCGUAUGGCUCCGGAGGAGGAGAAGAUGACUCGUCGUUCCCCUCUCGAUUUUCCAAUUGAAUGGGAAAGGCCUAAACCAGGACGAAGACCAGAUAUAUUUCCUCAGUUUAGCCCAAUGAAGACACCUUUACCACCACCAUUGCCUGCAGAUCCUCCAGAAGAGGAUGAAGAAGAAGAAGAAGAAAAAAAAGAGGAGGAAGAGGAAGAGGAAAAUCCUGAAAAGGAAGAGAACGACGAGCCAGGACUGCAAUAAUGAAUUGUCUGAGUAGCCUUCGGUUCUUCUGAGGUCAUUUUGAUAUCUGCGGCCAUACUAUUUGCCAACCAAUAUUCAGCAUAUUAAAUGGGUCACCGUAUGCAGUGGAAAUUUGAGCCAUCUUUCACAUCUUGUAGCUGAUACUUACGCAGUAAUCUCUAAUGCAUAAUUGGAAUAAUACUUUUCAUGUUAGGAAACACUACUAUGAAUAGUUAUGGCUUGUGCAAUUUUGUUUUAAUAUUAAAAUUCUUUUGUAUUUAGUUGGGCAUUAUUUGUAUCGAUUCGACUUUCUUGUUGAUUGGGUAGGGAUACAUAUGAUGAAACUGACGGGAGGGGUUCUAUCA